CUCUGAUGGGGAUCAGUCUUGUGAGAUCUUUGGAAAGAUGAGUGAAGAGAAGGCAGUACUUGGAGGAAUGGGUGAGCCCAGGGAACCUACUGAAGAGGAUCAAUCCAUCCUGGACAAGGUGAAGGAACAGUAUGAGAAGAAGUCAGGAACAAACCCUGGGAAAUUUAAGGCGAUCCUCGUCAGUACUCAGGUUGUUGCCGGGACAAAUUACUUUUUCAAGGUGGACACCGGAGAGGACACUUAUAUCCACGCUCGAGUCUUCGUACCUCUGCCUGGUUCAGAUGAGGGACCCACUUUGGAGUCUUUCCAGGCGGAUAAGACCAAGGAUGAUAAGCUGGAGCUUUUUAAAGCUAAAGAUGAGGGUCAAGUAGUGGUCACAUGUUCAAAAAACGCCUCAGCCCCUCCUUCUUUAAACUCAAAGGACCAGGAACAAGGGGUUAAAGAACCUGAAAAGGCAUGAUCUGAUCUUCCAGAAAUGCACUUGGCUGACAACGCACAACAUUUUAUUGUGGACUGAGCGGUCUUGACUUUAAGCCUGAACACCAACCGUGUAUUUAACAUUGAUAAUAUGUAUUCAUAAAAUCCUGUUCAGUGUUCUCUUGCUCAUUGGAAUGUCAACUGAGAAAUACAAUAAAAUAUUUUGGAAGGGU
Rana temporaria (common frog) is the source of this 650-nucleotide messenger RNA. RefSeq names its product cystatin-A-like. The record is from RefSeq and is a predicted model, not a curated record. Gene Ontology annotation, molecular function: cysteine-type endopeptidase inhibitor activity. The transcript has 3 exons. Gene Ontology annotation, cellular component: cytosol. The coding region runs from base 38 to 460 and encodes 140 amino acids. Lineage: Eukaryota; Metazoa; Chordata; Amphibia; Anura; Ranidae.